Messenger RNA from Paramecium tetraurelia, 426 nucleotides. RefSeq lists its product as uncharacterized. The record is from RefSeq and is a predicted model, not a curated record. The transcript has a single exon. NCBI's taxonomy places the organism in Eukaryota, Ciliophora, Oligohymenophorea, Peniculida, Parameciidae.
AUGGAUUAAAAUUAAAACAUCAGUCGUUGUACUCUAAUGAUAAAUGAUAAUCAGAGCGAAUCUAAUAACAAUAUUGAUCAUUCGAUUAUUGGAAUAGACGAAACGAUUACCAAGAAGGUAGAUUUAACUAAGAAUAUGAAAUAAAAAACAAAGUUUGAUCAAGCAGAAAUCAAUGUCUCAUUUCAAAAUUUGUAAAGUAAUCAAACUAGCUCCAUUUCUCCAAAGCAGAAAUCCUUUUCAAAGUUAUUGAUUUAUUUUCAUUCAACCAAAUACGCCAACAAAAUGUUGCAAUUUAUUAGACCCAAUCAGAAAUUUCAAAGGAAGCAUUUUGCAAUCAUUGAUGAUCCUGCAUCAUCAUAUAAGUAUAUGAAGAAAACAACAAACAUCACUACAAACAUAGUCAGAUAACACUUAUAUUUGAUUUGA